Messenger RNA from Ceratitis capitata (Mediterranean fruit fly), 1862 nucleotides. RefSeq lists its product as uncharacterized. Lineage: Eukaryota; Metazoa; Arthropoda; Insecta; Diptera; Tephritidae. The record is from RefSeq and is a predicted model, not a curated record. The transcript has 9 exons. The coding region runs from base 312 to 1757 and encodes 481 amino acids.
CACCAACAAAAACGUAUUGUUCAAACCGAUUGUUUGUGUUUUUCAAAACCUUUUGUACUUGAUAAAUGAAAAUCAAUACGAACUGCUAAAAACUUGCGUAAUAAAUAUUCCAACUACCGACACACAUACAAGCGAACAUACGGCUAAGUACCUGUUGGUGUAAUGAUAGUACAAUAACUACGAAAUUCUCAUGAACAUAAGAACAUUUUCAAACGGCAAUUCAUCAGUAGAUAUUGCAUCGCUACAACAAUAAAAUCAGAGCAAAAUAAGAAAACCGGAAAAUCCCAAAACCAAUUCCCUCAAACGCCAAAAUGAAGCCAUUCACACAACUCCUCUAUGCAGCGCUGCAAAUAAUCACAAUCGCCACAUUGGUCACACAUGGUGCACAAAUACCAACAGCAACGAAAGAAGCACUCUUAGAACUGGAUGCCGCCGCCGAAGCGUCCGACUCUUCAGCCACGUCGAAAACGAGCGUUGAACCUACCGUGCGGAUAAAGUGUAUGAGCGGUUCCAUGUUGAUAACCAUCAAAGAUGCACCGUUAAACCAUGAAACCGGUCUCUUUAGUGGCAUGAUUUAUCCAAAGGGACUGUCGAAGAAUUCAACAUGUCUCACUGAGUACAGGGAUCACGAAGGUCCAUUGAGAUAUAAGCUGCCGCUCCGCAGCUGCAAUACGAUGCCACAGGAAACGGACGACGGCGGCAUUGAAUUCUUCAACACCAUUGUCCUGCAACCACAUCUUAAACUCAUCACCGACGCUGGUCGUGGCUACCAUGUUCGUUGCUCAUACAAGAGUCGCGAUGCGGCGACUAGUACGCCUAAGAAGAAGCAUACACUGCGCCGCAAAGCGAAUAGUGGCAAAGAUGCGCAAAAGCCGCAAGCAUAUCGUAGCGCUGAAACGGCAGCUGUGGGGGUGGGUAAUGAUCGACGCGAUUACGGACGUUCACUGGAUAAAUAUCAUGCCAAUGGCGAUGAACUCGAUCAGGAAGAUGUACUCGAUGUUGAUGAGGGUGACGAUGCCGCCACCGAUGAUGAGCAGAGUCUCAACGAAAUACCUAUGCCCGGUUGCCAUAUGAAAAUAUACAAUUCAGAGCAUAAAAUUGCUGAUGAUGUGAAAAUUGGUGAUCCGCUGACGAUUGUCAUCAGUAUUGACAAACAGGAGCUGUAUGGUCUACAUGUGGCCGAUUGUAUUGUACGUGAUGGUUUGGGCUGGGGCGAGCAACGGCUGUUGGGCGAUGAUGGCUGCCCAAUGGACAAUGAAAUUAUGGGCCAAUUCAACUACAGCAGCGAUCAUUUGGCGGCCAAUGUUACCUUCCCUGCACAUAAAUUCCCCUACACCACAUCCGUUUACUAUCAGUGCAAUGUGCAUUUGUGCGCCCUACAAGAUCCCGAGUGCCAAUUGCCUCCUGCGUGCAGCGGCAAACGACCGAAACGACAAACUAACAACGAUAACAAAGACGAAGACGGCCAACCGGCCACCAUCGAAGUCUACUCCGGUCUGUAUGUCAAUGAGAAUGUGGAUGUGUCGGAGAGUGAUGAUGAUACAGUGCUUAAGGAGCGGACACUCGACGAUGCGUUGUGCGUAUCGCAGCGCACCUUUGCCAUUGCCAUAGCAGUCGCCGGUCUCAUAUUGAUGUUGGCCGUCGUUGCUGCCGUACUCUGCAUUAUGGCCCGAAGGAGCACCAAGAGUGUAUCGAAUUCGGGCAGCUCCAUUUACAGUGGUCCCUACACGAAUACAGCGUUUUCGCAUAGCAGUUAAAUGCAGCAAGCACACACAGAAAUACAUGAACGCGCGCUUUUGAGAAGAAAUUUUUUUUUAUUAAAAACAAAAUAAAUUACACGAUUUUUUUAUAUUUUUUUUAUA